CGCUUUCGAAACCCCACCUCCCCCCAACUCACUCCGGCGUUGGACGGUGACGUCACGUUUUCCCGCUGUGUAGGAGCGAGUCGCGUGCGAGUGGAGGGAGGCCGACGUUUGGGGUCGCGGCCGAGGCGGGAAAUUGCAGCGCGGCUCCGUCUCAUCGAGGCAUGUGUGUCGCCGCGUCUCUUAAGUCAUAAGCAAAGCAACAACAUCAGCAGCAGCAAAGUAACGUAGCCCGGUUUAGUCGUAGGCAAUCUGUCGUCAUUGAUGCCUUGGCAGAGAACGUGACAUUUUAAGUAAAUAUCUUUUUUUUUCUCUUGGGGUUUGAGACUACUUAUAAUGAUGUGCGACUGUGGGACUUGUGUGUGUGUGUAUACAGUACUGGGCCAGCGAUAAGUACAGUGUUUAGUUGAUUGUGUGGUGUUGUACGGUGUCUGGUGUGUAUGGCUUUAACGAUAAUGCAUGGGAGUGACAGUCGUGUAUAAGCUGUACGUGGCCUACUUCCUUCUGGCUGUAUGAGUUCCAUUCCCGGCCACGACUAACACCCAAGUUACAGUAUAUCCAAAGCGGCUAGAGCCUCCCUCACGAAAUCCACACUCACCAGCGUGGUGAAGUAUGGUUAAACUACCAAUUAGCGACACGGUUUUGGGAGGCCUUCAUCCAGCUGUAGAUUAACAACAGGCUGUAAACCAUUAUAUAACGAUGGCUAAUACCAGUAAUACUUUAAAAUGCUAUGAUUUUGUGUUUGCUGUACAAUUGUAAUCGUGUUAUUGUUUGUCUAUAAUGUUUAACGCACCUGUUAAAUCAUUAACGACGUACACGUCAACUAGUUAAAAAGUACAGCGCUGCAAUAAUCGCCGCGAUUAAUGUGUUAUCGUGUUUAUAUUGUAAACGUUGAUCGUUUAUUGCAGUUGAUGGAUGCCAAUAACACUUUAGAAAACUUGUUUUUAUUGUCCAAGCAGAGUGUGUUAAUACACGUUGCUUUUUUUAAUUGCCGUGGUGAAGUAUGGUCUAAUAGCCCGCGUGAGCCCACACAGCAUAGGGAGAGUCCUAAUGUAGCAGCCGAUUGACCGGCACGGUCUGUACAUGUACACGUGGAUCGGUCAACAUACGUUUAUCGACAACUUAAGGGGAGCCACGAUAUUUGAGAUGUUACCUACUUCGCCUGGUAUACAGGAGCACAUGGGUUCGAUCCCAACGCCUGUAUAUUCGGAGUGUGCAUGUUCUCUCCCCGUAGUCGCGUAGAUGUUUUUUUUUCCCCGGGUCCGCGAUUCAUUUUUUACCUGCACUUAGAACCAAGCUUUUAAGAGUAUUUGGCUGCCAUUAAUGUCGACAUGGUAAGCCACUUACUUGAGCUAUGAUUUGUGGCCAAGUCGCUUCUGAAAAAAAUAUGCAUAGCUCUGUGGGCCUUACCUGGUAAAAAAAAUAUAAGUCUUUUUAUUGGCAGACUCUCAUCUCGUGUCUUUAAAUGGCACAAGCCACCUGCUUGAGCCAUUUAAAAACUCAUAAAGUUGAAACGAAGUAACCCGUCAUAAAAAGAGAUACGAUUCAAUAAAAAAAACCUUUCAUAUACAGUACUUGUUUAUUGCAGCUUCUGAGAUAAGGUGAAAAGCGAUAAAGAUUGUCAAGAGAACAAUAACAAUGAUUGCUAAGGUACAAGAACAUGAGAGCUAUGGCCUAACAUUCUCUACAGGCAUGUGUAUAUUUCCCAUCUCAAAGAACAUGGUGUGACAUUUGCGGUGGUGCGGCGUGUAUAAAGAGAGGGCCCCAUGUUGAUGGAUCUUGACGGCGGUGAACAGAGGCCCAGACCGUGAGGAUGGACGUGGGUGACCUGUCAGCACCCGAGGUGCUGGGCUCGCCGCUGAUGGUGCAGCUGGUGACGUGGGUUGCUCAGUUCGCCAUUGUGUUCGGUGGCAUUGUGCCGUACGUGCCACAGUACCGCCAGAUCCGGCGCACGCAGAACUCGGAGGGCUUCUCCAGCCACGUGUGCCUCGUGCUGCUGCUCGCCAACAUCCUGCGCGUCCUCUUCUGGUUCGGCCGGCAGUUUGAGUCCGCGUUGCUGCUGCAGAGCUUCGUGAUGAUCGUGGCCAUGCUGCUCAUGCUGCAGCUGUGCACAGCCGUGCAGGGAUCCUUGGACCUCACCACCAAGCGCCACUACUUCUCAGACCUCGACCUGCGCUACUUCUGGCAGUGGAGCCGCUUCCUCGACUACCUCCAGUUCGUGGCGGCGUUCUCGCUGUUGGCAGCGAGCGCCACCUUCGCGCUGCUCGACCUGACAGCGUACGUCGAGGCCCUGGGCUUCCUGGCGACGUUCUCCGAGGCCAUGCUCGGCACGCCGCAGCUCUACCGCAACUACCGCAACCGCUCUACCGAGGGCAUGAGCGUGGUGAUGGUGCUGAUGUGGACGAGCGGCGACACGUUCAAGACGGUGUACUUCCUGGCGCGCGAAGCGCCGCCACAGUUCUGGGUGUGCGGCCUGAUGCAGGUGUUUGUGGACAUGGCGAUCUUGGGACAGGUGUUCCACUACGGCCGGCUCCCACGCCACACCUCCGCCCACGCUGCCUCCGCCGGAACCGGGAAGGCCUUGUGGAGGUAGGACAGUGUUGACGAUCUAAAGGUAUGUGUGGCUAAAGCACCUGCACUUGAAUACUACCCAAGGUGUACGUACGAUCAGCAAGAUGAUUGACUUGGGCGUGAUCUCACGUGGACUUGAAUACAAAAGGACCGGACGUCGUGAUCAGUGAUGCCUCUUCGUGUCACCGCCAGGAAAACGAUGUCCACCUUAAAGUUGACCUUGGAACUGCGUUGCAGUCGGAGCGCUUACAUGCCAUAUAUUUUGAACACGUUUAAUUUUGUUUUACCGUGGAAGCUGCUGCUUUUGUACGUCGGUUCACGUUUUAAGGAUACAAAUCCUUGUGCGUUUGCACCGCCAUUCUUGUUUGUGUAUGUAUAUAGCAUUACGUAUAAAUGAAUAACUAUUUCAAGAACUGAUUUAUAUGUUUACUUUGGUAAGAUAAUAUAUCUGUAAAUCGGUGUUUGGCAUAAUAUUGGUACUCCAUCCGAUGGGUUGGUGGGGAAUUUGAUAAUUGUGUGAUUAUAUUAAAUAGUGUGCACUGCUUGUGGCUAAUGUGUGUCUGCUAUGUGGCUGGUGGUUCGGUGAUCAUUUAACUCUUUCAAGUGCUGUUAGUGCAGCGACUGGGCGGCCUACGUGUGCAUUAUGGACCCAAAAUGUGUUACUUUUCUAUUUAAUACAUCCCUGUCUUAUCGUUUGGCCUGUCUUCUGAGAAAGUGUGUAUCGUGUUUUAUUAUUUAUACCAGAGAUUUGAGCUGUGCGGGAAAACGAGAAACAAAACAUGAAAUAAAGACAAACAAAAUAAACGUU
Messenger RNA from Petromyzon marinus (sea lamprey), 3376 nucleotides. The record is from RefSeq and is a predicted model, not a curated record. Lineage: Eukaryota; Metazoa; Chordata; Hyperoartia; Petromyzontiformes; Petromyzontidae.